Molecule: messenger RNA, 2682 nt
Organism: Eimeria necatrix
Lineage: Eukaryota; Apicomplexa; Conoidasida; Eucoccidiorida; Eimeriidae
Product: H+-transporting ATPase , related
Exons: 1
Coding region: 1-2682 (893 amino acids)
Biological process (GO): proton export across plasma membrane; regulation of intracellular pH
Cellular component (GO): plasma membrane
Molecular function (GO): ATP binding; P-type proton-exporting transporter activity; ATP hydrolysis activity
Source: RefSeq, a predicted model, not a curated record
AUGAUAGCCUGCCUUUUGUCUGUGUGCAUUAAAGUUGGCGAAAAGCGAGACUGGAUUUCGUUUAGUCUUCUGUUGUUUCUCUGCAACGUGAUGGUCUGGGCCGACUAUCUUGGAGAACGAUCAGCAUCGAAUGCGAUUAGCGCUGUGGAGAAACUGGCGGCGGUAGAGUGCAGCACCAAGCGUGACGGCUCGUAUAUCACCAUCAAUGUUGUUGAUUUAGUUCCAGGCGAUGUCGUUUGGCUGAAAGCAGGAAUGGUCGUUCCAGCAGACGGAGUGUUCAUACCGCCACAAAAAUAUUUAACAGUGGAUGAGUCAGCACUUACUGGGGAAUCAGUACCGAUUAAGAAGCACAGAGGAGCCGAGCUGCUCAGUGGCUCCGUGGUGCAGCGGGGGGAAGGAGCAAUGCUAGUACAAAGGACCGGAGCUCAGUCUUUCUACGGCAAAACUAUAGCACUCCUGGCUCGAGCAGAGGCAAAGGGUCACCUGCGAACGAUUCUCGAUAAGGCCUCAAAAGUACUGACACUGACAGCUGUGGGAUUCGCCGUUUUCCUCAUAUUUUGGGAGGCGUUUCACCCUGUCUGGAUACAGAUGAGCAGCGGAAAUGUUAACGUCGGCUCCCUGUUCAAGCGCGCUUUCACUCUGAUUGCUGCCGUAAUCCCUGCUGCCAUGCCAGUAGUCACUACAACGGUGCUUGCCGUGGGGUCUGUAGCUAUGAGCAAGGAGCAUGCAGUGGUGUCAAGGCUGUCGGCCAUAGAGGAAGCAGCUGGCGUUGAAGUCUUGUGCACCGAUAAAACUGGCACUCUCACGCUGAACAUUCUUAGUUUGUCCAGAGAUGAGAUCUUCGUUGAGGCCAGUCACACCAUUGAUCAACUACUGGUCUACGCCUCACUUGCAGCAAGCCUGACAGACCCCGACGCCAUUGAUAGGGCUAUCAACUCAGUUGUAGAUAUGAAUGAACGGGCGAAUUUUACUGUCCUUGACUACACACCUUUCAAUCCGGUGGACAAACGUGCUGAAAGUAUCGUGCGGUCGAAAUCGGGCGAAAUCCUCUUGGUCACGAAAGGUGCACCUCACAUAAUAAGUGAGCUAGUCUGUGCACCUGACGAUUCAGCGAAACGCCAAGCGCUUCAGUCAAUUAUUGAGGAUAAAGCCAGAAGAGGCCUACGCACCCUGGGUGUUGCUAUUAAGCGACUCGGAAAUGAAGCCGUCAAGACUAUCGAAGAGGCCUCUGAGAGUGUCAGCGACACCACAUGGGAUUUCGUUGGCUUUUUGUGCCUGAUGGACCCUCCACGACCCGACACAAGGGAGACUUUAGAACGGUCGAAACAUAUGGGAAUAAGCGUGAAAAUGCUGACAGGGGACCAGCAGGCGAUUGCGGCAGAGACAGCGAGGCUCUUAGGGCUUGGCGACAACAUCUCUGGGCCAGAGAUAUUCCGUUCCAGGCCGAAAGGCAUGGAGAGUGACGUGGCUUUCCGAGAGUACAUUGGCAAUGUGGAUGGCUUUUCUGGAGUAUUCCCUGAACACAAAUUCGAAAUUGUUGACAACCUGCAGCAAGGCGGCCGCCUUGUUGCCAUGACAGGUGACGGAGUCAACGAUGCACCUGCACUGAAAAGGGCAACUGUAGGGAUUGCAGUCAGUGGCGCAACGGAAGCGGCGCGCGCAGCAGCGGAUAUAAUUCUGCUCGAGCCGGGUUUGUCCAGCAUUAUCACCGUCUUUAGUUUGUCCCGCCAGAUUUUCAAGCGCAUCGAGGCGUACAUCACUUUUCGUAUCCAUAGUAGCUUUAUGACCCUGUUCUUUUGGUGGGGCUGUGUAGUCAUUUUUGACUACGAAUAUCCCACUUGGGUGCUGGUGCUUGUUGCCAUUAUAAAUGAUUUCGUGCUCAUGAGCUGUUCCCGAGAUAACGUCCCAUCGUCUAGCAAGCCACUGAUCUGGUCGAUGCUUCAAGUGUCAUCCAUUGCUUUUCUGACUGCAACGCUCAUGGCUAUAAGCUUGUUACUGUAUAUAUACUUGUCCGAUCCAAGGUAUGGAGUGAACUGGUGGGAAGCGUUCGGCUUAGAGCGCUUCCAGGAAUCCGACACCGUGACCUACGGGAAAAUGCCGAAGAGCCUUCAAACUACUUGUGGGGUCUGGCUGUUGUUCACUUUAUGCAUUCAGUUCAGUUUCCACAGCUGCCGUACCCGCAACUUUGGGCUAAUUUACAGCGCAGAAAAUCGUCCUCCAUCAUUAAUUGUCCUAACACCUCAAAUUUUGGCUAUCCUGCUAACUCUGUUCCUUUCAGUUUACUGGAGGACUGAGUGGCAGGUUUCGUCAGGACCAAGUAUGGUUGGCGUCUCUUGGGGCCACGCUGGAAUAACAAUUCUCUGGGGCAUUGUCUGGUUUAUUUUCACUGACUGCUGGAAGGUUGCUCACUGCGCCUUCAUCUGGCCUUAUCUUGAAAGGUUAGAAAGAACGUGGCGGAAAAGCCACUCAGAAACGUUGCCUGAAGAGCAGCGGCGCAGAGGCAAGAUGCGUCUCGCGCUUAAAACGAUGGAAGAGCAGAGGCGGAAGAGGGCACAGGCCUGGAAACGGCAGCGGCAGGCUGUCAUGGAUUCCCUGCGCCGACAGAAGUUGAAAUCGGGAAACACAGCACAACAAAGUACAAAAGGCGCUGGAGAUCACGUCUCUAGAUCCUCACACCCUUAA